Molecule: messenger RNA, 1820 nt
Organism: Phragmites australis (common reed)
Lineage: Eukaryota; Viridiplantae; Streptophyta; Magnoliopsida; Poales; Poaceae
Product: cytochrome P450 94B3-like
Exons: 2
Coding region: 44-1648 (534 amino acids)
Molecular function (GO): heme binding; oxidoreductase activity, acting on paired donors, with incorporation or reduction of molecular oxygen; monooxygenase activity
Source: RefSeq, a predicted model, not a curated record
GUGGAGGCGUGGUCUUCCCCUCUAAUAAAACGUGUGCAUAAACAUGGACCCCCGAAGGAGGCAUGGAGCUCCAAUGGAGACACUGCCGACCUCGCACCGCCCCCUCCUUCUCUACCCAGAUAUAUAUCGCCGAAUGGUGAGCAGUGCCCCUCCCAUGUUUUCUCUCUCUAGCGUUAGAUUCAGGUCUGAUUGCUGCCAUGGCCACGGGCCGAGGAGCUACCCGGUGCUUGGGUGCCUGGUCACCUUCUAUCGGAACCGGUGGCGGCUGCUGGACUGGUACACCGAGCUGCUGGCGGCAUCGCCGACGCAGACGAUCGUCGUGGACCGGCUGGGCGCGCGCCGGACCGUGGUGACCGCGAACCCAGUGAACGUGGAGCACAUCCUCAAGAGCAAUUUCGGCAACUACCCCAAGGGGAAGCCCUUCACCGACAUACUCGGCGACCUGCUCGGCACGGGCAUCUUCAACGUCGACGGUGAGCUGUGGUACGCGCAGCGGAAGCUGGUGAGCCACGAGUUCUCGGCGCGCGCGCUCCGGGAGCUGGAAUUUGCCGUGCUCGAGGACGAGGCGCGGGACCGUCUCGUGCCGGCGCUGGGCCAGGCCUUGACGCGCGGCGACGCCGUGGACAUGCAGGACUUGCUGCGCCGGUUCGCGUUCGACGUCAUCUGCCGGGUCUCCCUGGGUGUUGACCCUGGGUGCCUCGACCCGGCAUUGCCGGCGCCGAGGCUCGCCGCAGCAUUCGACGCCGCCGCGGGGAUCAUCGCCAGGCGCGGCGCGGCGCCGGUGGCCGCCGUGUGGAAGGCCAAGCGCGCACUGGACGUCGGCUCGGAGCGGCGGCUGCGCGAGGAGAUCAUGGUCAUCCACGAAGCAGUCAUGGACCUCAUCAACAUCCGCAAGAAGGAGCGAGCUCUGGUCAACGGCAGUGGCGACGACCGGCGGAGCGACCUGCUGUCGCGGAUGAUCGAAUGCGGCUACCCGGACGAGGCGAUCCGUGACAUGGUGAUCAGUUUCAUCAUGGCCGGCCGCGACACGACGUCAUCAGCGCUGACGUGGUUCUUCUGGCUUCUCACCCGCCACCGCGACGUCGAGCAAGAGGUCCUGAAGGAGAUCACGGGCGCCAGCGACGCCGCUGGCGGGCAGGGCAAGAUGCGCGUGCUUCAUGCCGCGCUGUGCGAGACGAUGCGGCUGUACCCGCCGGUGGCGUGGGACUCCAAGCACGCGGCAGCGGCCGACGUGCUGCCCGACGGCACCCGCGUGCAGCGCGGCGACCGCGUCACCUACUUCCAGUACGGCAUGGGGCGGAUGGAGGCCAUUUGGGGCGCUGACGCCGCCGAAUUCAGCCUGCAGCGGUGGCUAUCCCUAUCUGACGACACCGCGCCACCCGCCGCGGUCGGCGGGGUGUCGCCGUUCAAGUACCCAGUGUUCCAGGGUGGACCGCGGACGUGCCUCGGCAAGGAGAUGGCCUUCGUGCAGAUGAAGUUCGUCUCCAGCUCCGUGCUCCGCCGGUUCGAGCUCGUCCCCGUCGACGAGGGCCGCAUGCCUGUGUUCGUGCCGCUGAUGACGGCGCACAUGGCCGGCGGGCUCAACGUGAUGGUGAGGAGCAGAGGGGACCAGAUAACAGGAAGCACACACAUUGCAGCUGCAAAUUAAGUACUUGUAGUUAACGCUCACAUGUAAGUACCACAAAGAAGGAUUCAUUAGUUCGUGGAUUACAUAUCUUUCAUCAGUGGAUUGUUGCUGAUUACAUAUAGUGUACACUUUGUACCAUCUGAUGAUCAUAUGAAGAAAUACAGAACAAACAUACAUAUUCCCAUUCAGCAAA